UUUAGCGUUGCACACAACACAGAUGCACAUAACGUGAAUCAAGCAUGGUCUGGUUCGAGUUCGACUUAUUAACAAUGUAUUCUAUUUGAAAUAGUUGCAUUGCGCACUAAAACGGAUUUUGGAUUUGCACAUUGAAAGGACGAAAUAUCUUCAGCUCGUACUGACGGAAGACACGUUGGUUUGUACAACUGCAUGCGAUUGUUAGCUGACGACUCCUGCUAGGGGUUGCAACUACGUGUCUUAUGUCUGUCAGUCGGAAUACCGUCUUUAUUUUUGUUUCCCAUUCUUGGACACGUGUAUUUUACAGAACUGCAAUUGUUGAGAGUGGAUUACACUUAGGCUGAAGGCAGAGACUGUUUUAUUCUGCAGUACGUGACAGCAUAGUAAAGUAGUAGGCCUAUCUGAAAACUUAGCAAGACUGACACUACUCACAAAAUGUCUCAAGCGCCGUCUAAAGCGUCCCAGGGUGCUGUUAACUCUGCGGGGGCUAAUAAGAAAAAGACAGGUAAAGACAAAAGGAAGAAGUUCAUGAAAGCCCAAAAGAAAACGCCCAUGGAGAAACAGAAGAUGACUUGGGGACCUCCAAAGGACACACAGCAGUUCUCUUCGAACUGGAAAAAUCUGCUUGAGAUCAUGAAGUCAAAUCCCGAUAACUCAAAGCAGAAGGAGCCGCAGAAAACAAACCCAAAUGGCAAGAAAGACAAUCUUCAAAAAAGGAAAGCAAAGGACAGUGCCAAGCCAGAACAAACGCCUGGUUCUGACACCAAACAAAACCAAGGUCCUACAAAGUCCUUCAAAAAUGACAGAGGAGGUGAAGCUGGAAAGGCAGAAAACAAAGCCAACAAGAGGAAAGUGAACGGCAGCCUCCCCGAGAGCAACAAACAGGUUACGAAAAAAAGGAAGAUUGAGGAACCAGCUGAAAAGAAACCUACUGAGGAAGACCUCUGGUUUGAUGAUGUGGAUCCUGAUGACAUCGAGACUGCUGUGGGGCAAGAGGCUGCCGACAUAGUGCGAAGGAGGACAGGUGUGAAGCCGACGGACGCACAGAGCACAGAAAAGGCACUUGUGAAGGAGCACUGCUUUGAGGGGGUGACAAGAGCCGUAGCCAUGGACUGUGAAAUGGUGGGCGUGGGUCCUGAGGGUGAGGAGAGUAUCCUGGCACGCUGCUCCAUGGUCAACCAGUUUGGCAAGUGCAUCUACGACAAGUUUGUGCGGCCCACUGAGAGGGUGACUGACUACAGGACGGCGGUCAGCGGCAUCAGGCCAGAUGACAUCAGGGAAGGCGAAGAUUUCAAAAUUGUACAGAAGGAGGUGGCUGAGAUUUUGGAUGGACGAGUUCUGGUGGGCCACGCCAUCCACAAUGACCUAAAGGUUCUGCUGCUUGACCACCCCAAGAAAAAGAUCCGUGACACUCAGAAAUACAAGCCCUUCAGGAAGCUUGUCAGGAGUGGCCGUCCGUCUCUUAAGGUCCUCUCUCGCGAGAUCCUCAACGUCAAAGUGCAGCAGGGGGAGCAUUCAUCGGUCCAGGAUGCUCAGGCCACUAUGCGUCUGUACACCAUGGUGAAAAAGGACUGGGAGAAGUAUGUGAAAGAGGGAAAACUCCACGGCGUUGCGGAGAGGGAGAAAGCCAUUCGUAAGCCCAGAGCCCCUAAGAAGAAGAUGACCACAGUACAGGCCAACACCGUAAUAGCGCUGUAGUCCAGAAGAGAAUAGCAGUGAUCUGCAACAGACUGAAAUGUCAGGCCUCCUCGGAGGGCCAGGUGGAUUUAACAUGUUACCUGGUGGAUCUCCACAGCCCUCUCUGUGAGCAGGGCUUUAAUGGGAGAGGACGAGGCUCACCAAAAUGGAUACAACAAAAGACUGUCAGAUUGUUCAGGGGUUCUUGUUCAUCCGUGUUGUGGUCAACUCCAUUUUCUACAGUAGCAUUUUUGAACUGAUUGCCAACAUUAUCGAGUGGACUUCACCACUGAAUCUACAAUACUUUGAAGUUGUGUUCAUGCGUGGAAAUGUGCCUUAGGAGUUCCUCUAGAAAUUUGAACCAUGAAUAAAACCAGACCAUCACCAUGA
Engraulis encrasicolus (European anchovy) is the source of this 2067-nucleotide messenger RNA. It is a transcript of the gene rexo4, whose product is annotated as REX4 homolog, 3'-5' exonuclease. Bases 436 to 1698 code for a protein of 420 amino acids. Gene Ontology annotation, cellular component: nucleus. Gene Ontology annotation, molecular function: nucleic acid binding; 3'-5' exonuclease activity. Lineage: Eukaryota; Metazoa; Chordata; Actinopteri; Clupeiformes; Engraulidae. The record is from RefSeq and is a predicted model, not a curated record. The transcript is spliced from 8 exons. Gene Ontology annotation, biological process: rRNA processing; DNA catabolic process.